UGUAGAGUUCUGCAGUUUUCAGCCCCGUCCCUGUUUGUGGCGUGACCAGAAAUCAACCAAAUUGCUUCCACAAAACAUACUUUCAAAUCGGACGAGCUUGAAACCAGAGCAGAAUAUUCGAAGAAUCCAGCAUCUUAGGGCUAUGUCAUCGAGAAAUUCGAUUGUGGCUGUUGUGAAUUGUCAACAGCACGUCCCUCGCGUGCGAUCUAUUGGAGGGUUUAGGUCCUGUCAGUGACGGAUUUGGACCCAAUUUGGGAAUCAGUGAUAGGCAACGAGCGGUGUUCUGCAGAGAAAUAUGAUCAAUUGAUUAUAUUUCAGUUUUGCCAGCGACUGUGGAGAAGAUGGUGGAGACAUUAGACUCACCGGGAGGAAUGUUUGGUCCGAGGAGGUGUUCGCUUAUUUGAUGGAAAAUUCGAAGGGGUUAGCUGAAGAAGGUGUUGAGUUGAUUCUUAUGUGAGGGCGGUGAAGGGAUCCUUCUGUGGUCGUUCAUCGGGGAAGAUUGGAAAGGAGAUGCGUUGCCGUGUAGGGAUGUCCCAAAAUGCCUGCUUCUAAUUGAAUCCUUACAGAUAGUUUUGUAGCUCAAUCAUGUCAGGUUGGAUGAUUUGAGUCUCAUUUGUCAGAGCCCACGGAUCUCGAAAUUGAGCGUUUCGGAGGGACUCACGAUGAGUAGUAGACACGGCGUCAAGAGAGAUCGGGACGACUCACCUCCGUCUAGCCGUUCCUCGAGAGCUCGAACUUCGAUGAGUGAGGAGCCAGAAGAUACCAAAGUCACAGUUCGGCAGGUGGCGGAACAUUAUAGCAAUCGCAGUAAUCAAACACGAGAGGAGCGUGAGGCGAGUCCCAUCAUACAUUUGAAGAAGCUCAAUAAUUGGAUCAAGAGCGUUUUGAUACAUCUGUAUGCCAAUCGAGGGGAUGCAGUUCUCGAUUUAGGUUGUGGUAAGGGUGGCGAUUUGAUCAAAUGGGACAAAGCUUCCAUUAGUUACUACGUUGGUGUAGACGUAGCCGAAGGAUCCAUAGAAGAUGCAAGAAACAGGUAUAAUGGAGAUACAGAUCAUGCACAAAACCGCAAGGCUUUCUCUUUUCCCGCACGGCUUGUCUGUGCAGAUUGUUUUGAAGUCCCUCUUGACGAGGCCCUCAAAGACCUUCCAUCAUUCGAUGUCUGCAGUUGCCAAUUCGCACUGCAUUACUCCUGGUCGACUGAAGAACGGGCCCGUCAAACUCUCCACAAUGUGACAACCAUGCUUUUGCCUGGAGGUAUGUUCAUUGGCACGAUGCCUGAUGCGAACGUAAUUGUUCGAAAGCUGCGGGACGCUGACGGACUUGAAUUCGGAAACAGCGUGUAUAAAAUAGAGUUUGGGGAUUUGUACAGUGAAAAGAAAUUCAUGAGUCCUCCUUUUGGGAUCCAGUACAAUUUCCAUCUCGAGGACGCUGUUGACUGUCCUGAGUGGCUCGUUCCAUUUUCUAAAUUUGUAGCUCUUGCGGAGGAGUAUGGGUUGGAGUUAGUGAUGAAGCAAAAUUUUCACGAGUUUGUGAAUCAGUAUAUUCAGAAGACUGAAUUUGGAGAGUUGAUGAGAAAACUUGGAGCUCUUGGCGACGGGACGGAAGGAAACAACAUUUCUGAUGAUGAAUGGGAGGCUGCUUACAUUUAUCUUGCGUUCGUGUUCCGUAAGAAAGGGACACCGAAAAUUCGACAAAGGGCGGUUCCGAAAGGAUCAUUCAAACGAAUAGAACCAGAAGAUGUUCUAUUCGUUCAAUAGCUGGGAAGACAGUUCUGUCCAAAGGUCCAUCCAGAGCUUUUGAUUCUGUCAAUUAACUUUUUGUUCUGAAGGUGUACCAGGCUAAUUCGUGUUCCACCCGGAUCUGAUGCCUUGCUGUUGAAAGCAUAAUCAUGGCACGUCUGAUCAAGUGCAAUGAGCUGAAGUCUUCCUUCCUUCUGCGAUGUCUGAGGUGUUUGGUCACCCGUAGCUCUUGUUGACAGCAGCCUUCGGACUCCCAUGGACCAAAUCGUCACCCUCGUACUCAACCUGACUCGUGUGGAGAGCCGAGCACGAAGGCAUGGCUAGUACUGGAAUGAGUCGACUGCUGACUUGGUCUCUGAGCAUACCUGGUCACGGACAUUUCUUGCAUGGCUGCAUGCUAAAAAUGUUCAUUCCUAAUUCCUGGUUGGAUAAGAGACCAGAUCGUCUUGCUUUCUAUACUCUCUCCAUCUCACACCAACCACCAAAAGGAAAUAAGUAAUGAACACUGAAUGUUA
Molecule: messenger RNA, 2254 nt
Organism: Marchantia polymorpha subsp. ruderalis
Lineage: Eukaryota; Viridiplantae; Streptophyta; Marchantiopsida; Marchantiales; Marchantiaceae
Source: the annotation of a GenBank genome assembly